This is a messenger RNA of Lineus longissimus, 3360 nucleotides long. RefSeq names its product E3 UFM1-protein ligase 1-like. Gene Ontology annotation, molecular function: UFM1 ligase activity. Gene Ontology annotation, cellular component: endoplasmic reticulum membrane. Bases 1 to 2370 code for a protein of 789 amino acids. The transcript has 16 exons. The record is from RefSeq and is a predicted model, not a curated record. Gene Ontology annotation, biological process: response to endoplasmic reticulum stress; protein K69-linked ufmylation; regulation of proteasomal ubiquitin-dependent protein catabolic process. NCBI's taxonomy places the organism in Eukaryota, Metazoa, Nemertea, Pilidiophora, Heteronemertea, Lineidae.
AUGUCGGCCAGUGAUUGGGACGAAAUCAAAAGAUUGGCAGCAGAUUUUCAGCGCGCCCAGCUCAGCAGUACUGUUCAAAAACUAUCGGACAGAAACUGUAUUGAAAUAGUUAACAAGCUCCUUGAACUUAAUCUACUUGAUGUCAUCUACACAGCAGACGGAAAGGAGUAUCUGACCCCGCAGGAGAUCAACAAGGAGAUCCGAGAGGAAUUGGACGUCAGAGGAGGUCGAAUUAACCUUGUUGAUUUGCAACAAGCCAUUAAUGUCGACUUCAGCCACAUAGAGAGUAAAGUCAAUGACAUUGUCAGGAGUGAUAGAAGUUUGACCCUUGUCCUUGGCCAGCUUAUUGACCAGAGUUACUCGGACAAGCUAGCCGAGGAGAUAAAUGAUAAGCUACAAGAGCAGGGCCAGCUUACCAUCGCUGAGCUUACCAAGCAGUAUGACUUGCCGGCAGAGUUUCUUAGAGAGUUGGUUGAAGAUCAGCUUGGAUCCGUCAUUGAGGGUCAGAUAGAUGAUUCAGACCGGAACAUUAUUUUCACGGAACAGUUUGUAAACCGUCACAAGGCAAAGAUUAGAGGUGCCUUCAUUGCAGUUACCAGACCUGUAACAAUGACCAACAUCAUCCAUCAUUACAAGUUACAAGAGCGGCUCUUCUACAGGAUCAUUGAAGAUCUGAUUGCCACUGGUUGCCUUGCCGGUAGCAUCAGUGGAGGUCGGCGAGAGAAAGCACUCUACAUUCCAGACAUUUACACCAAAACGCAAAGCCAGUGGGUCGAUUCUUUCUAUCGGCAGAAUGGAUAUCUAGAAUAUGAUGCGUUAAGUCGACUAGGCAUCACAGACGCCAAGAGCUACAUCAAGAAACAUUUCAAGGGGGAGUCGCUGAUCUAUCUCCAGUCUUGUUGCGUGGGGCCGACGAUUUCCGACCAGGUGGAGGCGACCGUUGACGAGGCCCUGAGGACAGCUUCGUGGGUCGACAUCAUGCCGAUUCUUCCCUCUUCCAUCAGCAUGAGUGAUGCUGCCUUACUUCUGCAACAGAUCCUCAAAUCAAAGAAAGACAUCUCCAUGUUCUGUGAUACUGUUGCCGCAAGCGACAAGUUCAUUUCUUCUUGCAAGAAACCAUUCAUGGAUAUGAUGGGGCCCAAAGCCGAAAAGGCGGUGAAGGAAAACCCCGCCCUCCUGAUGCCAGAAGGAGAUAAGAAGCAGCACCUUCAGAGGCUGGCCGGCAUAGAUGACGGCAGCUCGGGCAAGGACGAUAGGAAAGACCAACGGAAAAAGAAAGCAGCCAGUUCUAGUAAAAGUGGUGGGGGCACCCAAGGUCGCGAGGUCAAAUCUAAAUCCACCAAGAAGAAGUUCAAAGGUCACGGUGGAGGGGCUGUAGAGGAAGACGAGGACCAGCAGACGUCGUCUCUGCGACCAGGAGAAGUAGAAUUCCUUAAGGUGGAAGAAAUUGAAGAAAAGUUGGAGGAGAAGCUCUCAGAUUGUCCCCCAGAAUUCCUGGCUGAGAUUGCCGUGGAACUGCACCGGCCGCUUCACCGGGAAUUCCAGCAGAUUGUCAAGUCGGUAUUCCUUCAAGCAUCUGGAACAGCCUCGGGGUCUGGUAGAAAGAAGACCCACGGAGAACUUCAGGAUAAGAUCAGUGGGCUUUGGACGAAUGCGAAAUUGUUCGAGAAAGCAUUGAGCUCAUUCAAUGAGGACACCCAAGGCCACCUGAGCAGACACCUCCUGAAGACAAUAUGCUCUGACAUUACCAAUCAAUGUUUCUGUGCUGUUGCUGUGGAGCAUAUGAUGUCCAUGGCAGACGAGUCCCAAAUGAACCCAGAAACACGUGUGAAACUCCUAGCCAAGCUACCAGAAGAUGUCAAAGGUCCCUUUAGUAAACUUCACACCUCACUGAAUUCCUCGAAUGUCGAUGCAUUUUUCAACUGUCUGGAUGAUGUCUGUGGUCCUUCACUUCUCGGUAUAAUGCUCAAGAAGCCAGACAAGAAGAAGGAAAGACAACUUGUGUUUAACCAUCGCCAGGCCCUCUUGGAGCAGGUGAGCUCGGAAGACGAUCAUGCCAUGGCGCUCCAUCUUGCUGUGGUAAUCUUGUACCUGACGUUCACGGGAAACAUGGUGCACGCCCCAGGACGGUGCGUCCCGCAGAUCAUCAUGUUCCUUGGGGAGUUGAUGCCCAAGGAGAGUCAUCAACUGCUGACACGCUGCCAAGAUCUGGUUGUCAAGUCGAUCAAGCUCCACGGUCCAGAUGACAAGGACGACCUCGGUACUAUCAACGCUGAGCUGAAGGAGCUGCUGCCCCAAAUCAAAGAAAUUGCAGUCAAGAUGAAAAAGUCUGCUGCAAAUGGCAAUAACAAGGAACCGUCGGAGAGCUGAUUGACUAUGAACUUUGAAAUGGUCAAUACACUUUUUUGCCCUUUGGUUUAGGCCUAUCAAACCCCCCUGAAAUCUGUUUCGUGGGGGUCAGCGUUAUCAAGACUUGCCCUUAUGACCCUUUGAUAAGAUGUAGAACAAUGGGAAUAUAGGCCUAGGUGUGAGCUGGCUUUGUUUAAAGACAAUGGCUAAUAUUUAUAAAGACUAGUACGUAAAUGCUUUUACUACAUUUUUUUACAGAGAUGGCUAGUGUAAAUGUACAUGAAGUUUAAAUUAAAAGCAUUUACUAGUCUUAUAUAAAUAUCAGCCAAUGUAUUGGGCUAGGCCUGAAUUCUUUUAAUUGCAAGUUACAUGUAAGGGCAAAAUAGCAAAAUGAUGACUAUAGAUUAUUUAUAUUCUGUGGUGCUGCAUCAAAAAAAAAGUUGUUUAAGAUAUUGAGUUGAGAGCUGAGCAUCAACUGGGGCAUUACUACUAUUAGCUCUCUCAACAAUUUUGGGCCAUUUGUAAUGUUAAGGAAGCAAAAAAGCUGUGAAUAUAGAUGUUAGAUGUGACAAUAUUUGCUCAGACAUGUCUGAUUAGCAGUUGUGAGGAAAUGCUAGAAAGAUGAUUCCGUGUACUGUCAGAUUGAGUGCUGUUGUCAAAGUCAGAAAUGGCUAAAGGAUUUCUUCUCAAAGAAAUAGCUAAGGAAUUUCUUAUCAAAUAAAUGGCUCAAGAACUUCUAAUCAAAGAAAUUGCUAGAAUUUUCUUUUAUACAUUUAUUGCUUAGUGCUAUUAUUAUUAUUAUUAUUCUUGUUCCGUACUCGUAAUCUAAUUAACUGACAACAGGCCCUACCUACUUUCUUUCAAACUACAUGUAUAACCGCCCAGAUGAUUCAGACCUAAAGCAAUAUUUUGUGUAACUUGUAUUUCUCUUCUAUUCAUUCGCCUGUCAAUUUUUUUUCUGUGCUAUCUCAGUAUGUUCUAAUAGGGAAUUAAAAAAUAAAAAUAUGUGCA